AGCUCUCCAGAUCCUUUGCCAGUUCUCUCUUCCAGACUUGCCAGAAGCAACAGAGGACUAGAGAUGAAGAUCUUUUUCUUAUUCACCUUUUCCACUCUUUUGUUGUCUGCUUUUGAACAAGCAGCUGCUUCUGCUCACUAUGACAAGAUUUUAACUCAUAGUCGAAUAAGGGCACGCGACCAAGGCCCUAAUGUGUGUGCCCUUCAGCAAGUUAUGGGAACAAAAAAGAAAUACUUCAGCACUUGCAGAAACUGGUACCAGGGAGCCAUCUGUGGAAAAAAAGCAACUGUCUUAUAUGAGUGCUGUCCUGGCUAUAUGAAGAUGGAUGGUACAAGAGGAUGUCCUGCAGUUGCUCCUAUUGAUCACGUAUAUGGCACACUUGGUAUUGUGGGAGCUACUUCCACACAGCAGUAUUCUGACAUAUCAAAGCUGAGAGAAGAGAUUGAAGGACGAGGAUCAUUCACUUUCUUUGCACCAAGCAAUGAAGCCUGGGAGCAAUUAAAUUCAGAAAUUCACAGGAAUUUGGUGGACAAUGUAAAUAUUGAGCUGUAUAAUGCUCUCCACCACCACAUGGUAAAUAAGCGUAUGUUGACAAAAGAUCUUAAGAAUGGCAUGACUCUGGUGUCUAUGUAUAAUGACCAGAAAUUGCUUAUUAACCAUUAUCCUAAUGGGGUUGUUACCAUUAACUGUGCCAGGAUCAUCCAUGGCAACCAGAUUGCUACCAAUGGUGUUGUUCAUGUCAUUGAUCGUGUCCUGACUGCUGUUGGAAACACUAUUCAAGAUUUCAUUGAGGUCGAAGAUGAUCUUUCAUCUCUUAGAGCUGCUGCCAUCACAUCAGAUGUCUUGGAUACUCUUGGAAGGCCUGGCCAUUAUACACUCUUUGCUCCUACCAAUGAAGCUUUUGAGAGACUUCCAAGGGGAGUUCUAGAGAGGAUUAUGGGUGACAAGGUGGCUUCUGAAGCUCUAGUGAAGUUCCAUAUUUUAAAUACUCUCCAGUGCUCUGAAGCUAUCACUGGUGGAGCUGUCUAUGAGACCUUGGAAGGAAACACAGUUGAAGUUGGUUGUGAUGGUGAAAGUCUGACUGUGAAUGGAGUGAAGAUGGUAAAACGCAAAGAUAUUGUGACAAGCAACGGUGUUAUCCAUCUCAUUGGUGAAGUCUUAAUUCCUGAUUCUGCCAAGCAAGUCAUUGAGCUUGGUGGUGCCCAGCAGACAACUUUUACAGACCUGGUGACACAGGUAGGACUUGCAUCUUCUCUAAGACCUGAAGGCCAAUACACUCUUCUGGCACCUCUGAAUGGUGCUUUCUCAGAUGACACCUUAAGGAUGGAUCAACGCCUUCUUAAAACAAUCCUGCAGAAUCACAUUAUAAAAGUGAAAGUCGGGCUCAAUGAACUGUACAAUGGACAAGAGCUGGAGACAAUUGGAGGAAAAUUGCUUAGAGUCUUUGUGUAUCGCACAGCUGUAUGUAUUGAAAAUUCAUGCAUGGUCAGAGGAAGUAAAGAAGGAAGGAAUGGUUUUAUUCACAUCUUCAGACAGAUCAUCAAUCCAGCAGAAAAGACACUUCAUGAAAUGCUGAGGAAUGAUAAGCGUUUUAGUGUUUUCCUCAGUCUGGUGAAAGCUGCAGAUUUAGAUGAUGUUCUGUCACGACCUGGAGAAUGGACUCUAUUUGUUCCUACUAAUGAUGCCUUUAAAGGUUUGACUGAUGAUGAUAAGGAUAUACUGAUAAGAGACAAAAAUGCUCUCAGGAAUAUUCUUCUUUACCACUUAACACAAGGAGUUUUCAUUGGAAGUGGCUUUGAGCCUGGUGUGACAAACAUUCUUAAAACCAUCCAAGGAGGGAAACUCUACUUGAAAACAGUAAAUGAUACCCUUCUAGUUAAUGAACUGAAAUCAAGAGAAUCUGAUCUCAUGGCAACCAAUGGUGUCAUUCAUGUUAUUGAUAAACUCCUGUAUCCAGCAGAUCUUCCUGUUGGAAACGAUCAGUUGCUCACAAUCCUGAAGAAGUUGAUUAAGUACAUACAAAUUAAGUUUGUUCGUGACAGUACCUUCAAAGAGAUUCCACUGACGUUUUACAAAAUUAACAUAAUUGAAAGCAACGUUCAGCCCAUCAUCAGAAAGGAAGACCCAUCUAUCACACAACUCACUAAAUUAAUUGAAGGGGAACCUGAAUUCAAAAUAGUCAGGGAAGGGGAGACAGUAACUAAAGUGAUUCAUGGAGAACCAAUUAUUAAAACAUACACCAAAAUCAUUGAUGGGCGACCUGUGGAAGUGACAGAGAAAAAAGUGACAGAAGAAAGAAUUAUUCAAGGUCCUGAAAUAAAAUAUACCAGAAUUACUGCAGGUGGUUCAGACAAUGAAGAAAAGUUAAAGAAAUUGCUUGAAGAAGAGGUUACCAAGGUGACCAAAUUUAUUGAAGGUGAUGGUCAUUUACUUGAAGAUGAAGAAAUCAAAAGACUCCUGCAGGGAGCUGGAACUGAGUACACCAAGGUUACUAAAGUAAUUGAGAGAGAGCCACAGAUUAUCGAGAGAGAAAUCAAGAAGGUCCAUCUGGAAGAAGCACCUGUACGAAAAGCACAACCAACCAGGAGGACACAAGGGGGAACAGCAAGAAGGAGGACAAGACUAGCUAACCACUAAAAGCUUUCUAAGAUGGAAUCCACAGAAUUGCAAAUUAACAGCGUGGUCUUUGAGAGGAGAAGAAACUGGUUAAAAAAAACAAAACAAACCAAACAAACAAAAAAAAAAAACAACACAAC
This is a messenger RNA of Neopsephotus bourkii (Bourke's parrot), 2756 nucleotides long. RefSeq names its product periostin (gene POSTN). Bases 64 to 2637 code for a protein of 857 amino acids. The transcript has 24 exons. Lineage: Eukaryota; Metazoa; Chordata; Aves; Psittaciformes; Psittacidae. Gene Ontology annotation, molecular function: protein binding. The record is from RefSeq and is a predicted model, not a curated record.